Branchiostoma floridae (Florida lancelet) is the source of this 1145-nucleotide messenger RNA. RefSeq names its product FUN14 domain-containing protein 1-like. The transcript is spliced from 5 exons. Gene Ontology annotation, cellular component: mitochondrial outer membrane. Bases 132 to 602 code for a protein of 156 amino acids. The record is from RefSeq and is a predicted model, not a curated record. NCBI's taxonomy places the organism in Eukaryota, Metazoa, Chordata, Leptocardii, Amphioxiformes, Branchiostomatidae. Gene Ontology annotation, biological process: autophagy of mitochondrion.
UUUACGUUGUAUAUCUCCUCUUAAUGUUAUAAAAAAACCUAUUUUAUGACUAGUUUUGCAAAUAAUUGCAACCGAAAUUAAUUUUUUUUAUCAAGGACAGGGGUGGAUUUUUCUAUCUUCCCACGGUGUGUAUGUCACUUCCGGGUUCACUUCCAAAGAUGGCGGAAAGACAGCAAAACGGUGAGGAACGUGACGAGGGUUUUGAGAUCUUAGACCUUGCAGAGGCUCGAAGACGAGGCUGGCUGAAGGACAUGUUCCCCAAGGACCUCUCCGCCAAGUCAGUCGGAACGCAGAUCGCCGUGGGAGGGGUGUCAGGAUGGUGUGCAGGUUACCUGUUCUCUAAGGUGGGAAAGCUGGCGGCCACAGCUGUAGGGGGAGGAUUCCUACUGCUUCAGAUAGCGAACCAUGCAGGCUACGUUAAGAUCAACUGGAAGAGAGUAGAGAAGGACAUGGAGAAGUACAAGAAGGAGAUCGGCAAACAGGCAGAGAAAGCGUACCCUGAUGUCGCUCAGAUUCUGCAACAGGCGAAGACAUUUAUGCAGGAGAACAUGGUCGUAGCAGGCGGGUUUGCAGGCGGGUUCCUCAUCGGGCUGGCUUCAUGAUCAGUCUGGAAACUUAUACUUAUAAAACAAAAGAUCUUACUUUAACUCAUAGGAUAAAGACCCACUUUAAGAUGAACUUCUUGACUUCUAAGUGUCCAUCUUGUGACUCAAACUUAAAACCUAAGAUUUUCGAAGAUUUGAAUACUCCAUGAGUGAUAUCUUGCAAGUAGUUGGAUUUUGACGGUCCUAACAGGGUGUAUGUUAAAGACUUAGAAACAUGCACAACUCUUAUUACUCUGUGUGUACCCCCCCCCCUUCUGAAAUAUUUCUGACUGUAACAUACUGACAAAGGAAGUGAGAUGAUCGUUCUUGAUACUAUAUAGUCUAACAGAUGUAGCAAACUUAUCACAUAUCAAACAACAGUGUACAGCCGUAAGCACGCUUUUAGCUGUUCAACAUGGAAGCAAAGGUACAGAAGUUGAAUAGCGGGUAAAGCUAACAUAGCUCUGGUUUCAGACUACAUUUACACUAUUCUUUGUAAGCUAUGUGCUGAAUUUUACUCUCCAAGCAGAGGUUCAGCUAUGGCUAUGACAGCUCGAAAAA